This is a messenger RNA of Boleophthalmus pectinirostris (great blue-spotted mudskipper), 3639 nucleotides long. It is a transcript of the gene cab39l, whose product is annotated as calcium binding protein 39-like. The transcript is spliced from 9 exons. The record is from RefSeq and is a predicted model, not a curated record. Gene Ontology annotation, biological process: intracellular signal transduction. Gene Ontology annotation, molecular function: protein serine/threonine kinase activator activity. Lineage: Eukaryota; Metazoa; Chordata; Actinopteri; Gobiiformes; Gobiidae.
UCCGCCUUGACGCACACGGCAGGAGCGAUACCCGAUGGACACAAGCGGCCGUUCCCUGCGCUCUCUCGUGUCGGUUUUUCACCCGAAUCCGCCGCUGCGCUCCGACCCACUGACCCCGGACCCCCCCCCCCCGACGCCGAGCGGAGUGUGAAGUCCUCCCCGCUGUCCAGUGCUUUUAUUGUGAAGGUCCAACAUGCCGCUGUUCGGAAAAUCCCACAAAAGUCCGAGCGAGAUCGUCAAGAUCCUGAAGGAAAACCUCAACAUCCUGGUCAAGCAGGAGAAGAAGGCCGACAAGGCGUCGGAGGAGGUGUCCAAAUGCCUGGUGUCUAUGAAGGAGAUCUUGUACGGGAGCAACGACAAAGAGCCUCACACUGAGACUGUGGCUCAACUGGCCCAGGAGCUGUACACCAGCGGCCUCCUGCUGAGCCUCGUCGAGCACCUGCAGCUCAUCGACUUCGAGGGGAAGAAGGACGUGUGUCAGAUCUUUAACAACAUCCUGAGGCGACAGAUCGGAACCCGGAGCCCGACAGUCGAGUACUUCUGCUCCCACAGCCAAGUCCUGUUCAUCCUCCUGAGAGGGUACGAGACUCCUCAAGUGGCUCUGAACUGUGGGAUCAUGUUGAGGGAGUGCAUCCGUCACGAGGCGUUGGCUAAAAUCGUGCUCCACUCGGACGAGUUCCACCGAUUCUUCCACUACGUGGAAAUGUCCACGUUCGACAUCGCCUCAGACGCCUUCGCCACCUUCAAGGAUCUACUGACGAGACAUAAAGUUCUGGUCUAAACUCAACCAAGGCUAAACCGUGAGACUAAACCAGGACUAAACCAGGUCUAAACCAGGUCUAAACCAGGUCUAAACUCGGGUGUUUCGUUGCAGCUUCUGGGGGAGCUUCUGUUGGACCGACAUAACUUCACGGUCAUGACUCGUUACAUCAGCAAAACAGAAAACCUCAAACUCAUGAUGAACCUCCUGAGGGACAAAAGCGCCAACAUCCAGUUCGAGGCUUUCCACGUCUUCAAGGUUUUCGUAGCGAACCCGAACAAGACCCAGCCCAUCGUGGACAUCCUCCUGAAGAACCAAACCAAACUCAUCGACUUCCUGUCCAACUUCCAGAAGGACCGGACGGACGACGAACAGUUCAACGACGAGAAGACCUAUUUAAUCAAACAGAUCCGCGACCUGAAGAAGCCCGCCUCCUAAAGCCGUCGCCGUAGAAACGCGCACACAAACUAAAUCAGUCUAUUUAAAUAAGCAACUUCGGAGACUCUUAUUGUGAAGGUUCUCAAUCACUGAUCACUUCCUGUAUUUUAUUUUUUCUUCAUCCGUCGCAUGUUUUUGAUUUGCUCAGCUUCAGAGGGCCGGCGCUUAAAAACCAAACGCAUCAUUUAAACCAUUUCAACGAAACGAUUUUCAGAACUCUUAUUUUGAAAAGGCCCGACCGUCUAAUCGUCUUUUAUUUUGAAAUCUGCACAUUUCUAGAAUCAUGUUUAAAAUUAUUUGUUUCACUUUUGUCAAGAAAAAACUGAAGAGUCAGAUUUUUAAUUCUAAUAAGAAAUAAGUUAAUCAAAUCUAAACCAGGACUAAACCAGGACUAAACCAGGACUAAACCAGGUCUAAACCAGGACUAAAUUGGGGACUGAACCAGGACUAAAACAGGACUGAACCAGAACUAAAACAGGACUGAAACAGGACUAAACCAGGACUAAACCAGGACUAAACCAGGAAUAAACCAGGACUAAAACAAGACUGAACCAGGACUAAACCAGGACUGAACCAGGACUAAACCAGGACUAAACCAGGGACUAAAUAAAAAAAAAAUAAUAAUAAUAAUACUAAAACUGUUUAAAUUUUCUACUUUGGAAUUUCUGGAAAUUUCUGCACAAAUUUCAGAAAUAUUCCUGUAGAUCUCAAACGUGGAUUCAAACUUCUCGUCUGGUUUGAAAAAAAUUACAUGAAAGAUUUAAGUCGUCUUCCUUAAAAAUAUCCAGCUAACAGUUACAAAAAUUUAACAUUAAUUAACAAAAAUUAAAAUUUCACAGCAUUUUAGGAAUUUUAAACUGGUCUGUUUACAUUCGGGCCUCCUUACGGUUAUGAGUACGAGUCUGUACGAGGCUCCGCCCACACGACAAUUCUCCAUAAAUACACAAAAACACGACACAAAACUGGACAAACUCUGAUUGUGUUGUGACAGUGCUCUGAAGGGGCAGCGACUUAGAGCAGAGAGCAACAAGCUGAUCUAAAUAUGAAGCCAAAUUCAAAUGAAGGAUUAUUUUACGUGUUUAAAUUUCGUUUUUAAUCCCUGGUCCUCGUCGCUGGCGGCUGAUAGCACUUUCUGUAAAAAUUAAGAAAAUUUUGCAAAUAAUUGUGUCUUUUUAUUUUUUAUUUUCUCAUGCUUUUAUUUUGAAAUGAGUGCUAUCCUUUGAGGCUUUUAUUGUUGUGAACAUCAUUUACAUAUUAUUUGCAUAUUGAUUACGGAGAUCAAAGAGGUGCCUUUUAUUUUUCGAAUAAUUCAUGUUUUUUCUGUAUUUUGGGGGAGCUUAAUUUGAAUCGAAAAUGUUUUGAUUAAGCAGUGAACCUUAAAUAAUUUUGGAGAUUUUUGUCCAUUUUUUAAUAUUUCUGUACAGUUUUUUUCAAAUUUACACUUUUUUUUUUUUUGGAGUUGCCAAUUCACUCACGAAGAGAGUUAUGCUGAAAAACUAAUAAUUAUAAUGUAUACUAACACUUUAAAUGCCGUUGGACGCGUUUCACCAUGUUCCAGUCUGUUUCACGCCACAAACAGCAAAGACGUAGACAAGAAAAGUAAAAGGUUUUUCCAAUUAUUUCAGAAACUUUCAGAAAACAGUGGUAACGUCAUUAAAAAUAUGAAUGAAAAAUGGAAAUUGCACUGAAAAUACUGGUACAAACUGCAAAAAUGAUACGAAAAAAACUAAAAAAUAUGGUCACAAAAGAGAUAAAAUUGAAAAUAGUAAGAGUCAUGUUUCAAAUUGUGUGUUCACAUUUUCUGGGAAGAUUUAAGAAUCCAAUUUAUAAAUUAUAAUUGAGAAGAAAAAAAAAAGAUCUACAACUUCAAAUCAAAAUUAAUAAAACAAUUCACAUUUUUGACGAAAUAAUAAGAUCUAAAAACUACCAAAAGUUCACAAAUUCAUACAAAUGAUUCAAAAUUAAAUCAAAAUAAAUAAAACUAUUCAGAUUUUUGAUUCUGAUAAUUAUUGUGUAACUAUCAUAUCUCAAAAAAAUAAAGAACGUUUUGAAAUUUUAGCUCAAAAUUCCAAAGAAAACCGUUUCAAUUCCAAACGUGGACUAAAACCCCACACUUUGUUGUAAACAUAAAACGUGUAAUUAUUGUAAAUCUUGCUAAACUUAAUUAAUAAUUUCAUAAUUUUCUCAAUUUUCUACUUUUGCCAUUAAUCUGUUCAAAUCGGGAUUAGCCGUUAGCAGUUAGCCGUUAGCAGUUAGCGGUUAGCAGUUAGCCGUUAGCUGUUAGCCGUUAGCAGUUAGUCGUUAGCAGUAUUUCAUGUUAGUGACUCAUUCUCACACACAAACAUGAUUUAUUUUUUUUUGGUUUGUUUUUGAUUUGCAGCUGAUCGAGUCGGUUUAACAUCUGUACGAACAAAAACAAUAAAAUAAAAAUAUGGGAUGCA